AUGGCGCCUCCAGCACCCGGCAGCAGCGCUGGCCCCGCCUCCUGUGACGUCACGGGCCAGCGCCACCACCCAGCGGAGGGGGGAAUCCGGAAGAGGGCCGCUCUGGGAGGUCCGUCAGCAACGUUCUGGACCGCGGCGCCCCCUACUGAGGAAAUGGAACGAUCUGGGCGGAGAGUUUGGUCACCAAGCAACCUCGGGAAGGCCCCCACCUCCGCGUCUACCGCUCCCAGGGUCCAUCCUCCCCCCACCUUCCAGAGCCGAAGCGCCCGGGUGGCCCCUUAG
Messenger RNA from Rangifer tarandus platyrhynchus (Svalbard reindeer), 282 nucleotides. The record is from the annotation of a GenBank genome assembly. NCBI's taxonomy places the organism in Eukaryota, Metazoa, Chordata, Mammalia, Artiodactyla, Cervidae.